UCAACCGUUCCUUUAUCUUUUGGAUUCCCUUCUCAUUCACUUUCACUUUCACUCCUUAGCCUGGUUAUAGGAGCUAGGGUUUAUCGAGGGUUUCGUUCCUUCCUCUCUGCAACAACAAUGGCGAAACCUGGGCGAGGUCGUCGCUCUCCCUCCGGUUCCGUUUCCGGCUCCUCCUCUCGCUCCUCUUCCCCCUCCGACUCUCGUUCCUCCUCUCGCUCGCGCUCCCUUUCUCGGUCCCGUUCUCCCUCGCGCUCCAGAUCCUCUUCCCCCUCCUCCUCCUCUUCCUCCCGAAGCUCCCGCAGCCGCAGCCCUCCCCCGCAGAGGCGCCGAAGUCCUGCUGACGCAACUAGGCGAGGUCGGUCUCCUCCACCUCAGUCUAAGAGAGCUUCACCUCCCCCAAGGAAACCUUCUCCUGUACGCGAGUCACUUGUUCUUCAUGUAGAAAAGCUCAGCAGAAAUGUCAAUGAAGGGCACUUGAAAGAAAUUUUCAGUAACUUUGGUGAGGUUAUAAGUGUCGAGUUGGCAAUGGAUCGAACUGUCAAUCUUCCAAAAGGGUAUGGAUAUGUGCAGUUCAAGACAAGAGGGGAUGCUGAAAAGGCAUUAUUGUACAUGGAUGGUGCCCAAAUAGAUGGCAAUGUCAUCAAGGCAAGAUUUACUCUACCUCCAAGGCAGAAAGUUUCACCACCCCCAAAGGCUUCUGCUGUUGCUCCAAAGAGAGACACCCCCAGGGCUGAUAAUGCUAGUGCAGAUGUUGACAAGGAUGGACCAAAGCGGCAAAGAGAAUCUUCUCCUCGUAGAAAACCUCCUCCCUCACCACGGAGGAGAUCUCCUGUACCUAGAAGAGCUGGAUCUCCAAGACGACCAGAUUCUCCACGUCGCCGUGCAGAUUCUCCUGUUCGUCGCCGAUUAGACUCUCCUUAUCGUCGUGGAGGAGACACACCUCCUAGGAGGCGGCCUGUGUCUCCUGGAAGAGGUCGUUCUCCAUCUCCACCUAGACGCCUUAGAUCCCCUGCAAGGCUGUCACCUAGAAGGAUACGUGGAAGUCCAGGUCGAAGACGUUCACCUCCACCUCCUCCCAGGCGCCGAUCACCACCUAGACGACCACGUAGUCCUCCUAGAAGGUCUCCAAUUGGUCGUAGACGUACUCGCUCUCCAAUACGUAGGUCUGCACGCUCACGCUCAAGGUCAUUCUCACCUCGCAGAGGUAGACCACCAGUUAGACGUGGAAGGUCAUCAUCCUACUCUGAUUCACCUAGUCCACGCAAGGUAUCCCGGAGAUCAAAGAGUCGGAGCCCAAGAAGGCCUUUGAGAGGAAGAGGCAGUAGCAACAGCAGCAGCAGCAGUUCACCACCACCACCACCACCACCACCAACUCGCAAGCCAUAGAUAAUUCUUGUACAUCUACUGUCUAUUUCUGUUGAUGUAUUUAUUGAGAUUCUGUACCGGCUGAGUUCUAGCUUGAUGUGCUUGGGGAUAUAUGUUGCUUUUCAUUGUGGUCUAUUAACACAUUUUUUCUUAUUAGCACUUAAAAGUUGUUUGGAAACUAGGCAUUCCGUUUUUGUUUGGAUCCUACUUUAGUUGUUACUUUGCUCAAAAAUGCAAAACAUGAAAGACGAUAGUGCUCUGCUUUAUUGUAUUUCUAGAAAUUCAGUGGAAUUCCAUGUAACUGGUAGUUUCUUUAGAAAUUUGAUUAUGCGAAGAAAGUAGUAGUAAA
Messenger RNA from Glycine soja, 1714 nucleotides. Its product is annotated as serine/arginine-rich splicing factor SR45. Bases 118 to 1386 code for a protein of 422 amino acids. The transcript is spliced from 12 exons. NCBI's taxonomy places the organism in Eukaryota, Viridiplantae, Streptophyta, Magnoliopsida, Fabales, Fabaceae. Gene Ontology annotation, molecular function: RNA binding. The record is from RefSeq and is a predicted model, not a curated record. Gene Ontology annotation, cellular component: cytoplasm; nucleoplasm; ASAP complex. Gene Ontology annotation, biological process: mRNA splicing, via spliceosome.